UCAGGAGGUUAUCCUCUUUAGCUUGUUACAUAAAUUAUUUAUUAUGUGCUGAAUAAAUCUACUCUUGCUUUUAUAUUUAUUAUGAACAUGAGUGGAAAAAUAAUUUUGAAUUACAUAAACUAUAAUUAUAUUAAAGUUUUGACCGUAGCUCGCAAUUUAAAAUCAUGUAAUGUAUCAGUAUCAUCUGGUUAUACUCUGAAUAUAAUCAAUAGAAAUUACUGUGCCAAGACCAAACCAGCAACAAACGAAAAAAAACAUUGCAACAUUGGUACGAUAGGACACGUUGAUCACGGGAAAACUACCCUAACUGCUGCUAUUACAAAAAUUCUAUCCCAAGAUGGAUCAGCUAAGUACAUUUCUUAUGACGAAAUUGAUAAGGCGCCAGAAGAAAAGAAAAGAGGUAUCACCAUAAAUGCUGCUCAUGUCGGCUACAGCACAAAGAAUCGUCAUUACGCACACACUGACUGUCCAGGUCAUGCUGAUUAUAUACGUAACAUGAUCUCUGGAGCAUCACAGAUGGAUGCAGCUAUUCUAGUCGUAGCUGCCACCGAUGGCCCAAUGCCACAGACCAAGGAACACUUGCUGCUCGCACAACAAGUUGGCAUUAAAUAUAUUGUUGUGUACGUCAAUAAAGUGGAUUUAGUUGAUGAUGAGAUGUUGGAGCUUGUAGAGAUUGAAAUGAGGGAGAUGUUGGGUGAUUAUGGAUUUAAUGGCUCCAGUGCACCAAUGGUUGCUGGUUCUGCUUUAAAAGCGCUGAAUGACGAUCAGUCAGAAAUAGGAGUACCCUCAAUAAGAAAGCUACUAGACGAAAUAGACAACUUUGUGCCAGAUAUACAAAGAGAUGUUACAUCCCCUUUCCUAGUGCCCAUAGACAAGGCUUUUACUGUACCCGGAAGAGGCACUGUGGUUGUUGGUACAAUCCAAAGAGGGUCUAUGAAGAAGAAUGAUGAAGCAGAGCUACUAGGUUUUGGAACAGCUGUGAAAACGACUAUAUCAGACAUACAAAUUUUCAAAUCUAGUGUUCCCCAGGCCAUAGCCGGUGAUCACGUGGGUAUCUUAUUGCGUGGUCUUAAAUUGCGAUCUGUGGAAUCAGGUAUGCUGUUGUGUGCGGCGAAGUCACAGAAGCUGAGCAACCAUUACAAAGCGACGAUAUAUUUCCUGUCGGGCAGUGAAGGCGGUCGCAAAAAGCCUAUCGUCUCCAAAUACAGUCAACAAAUGUUUAGCGGCACAUGGAACAUCGCUUGUCGGAUUGAUUUGGAGCCCUCCAUGGAGAUGAUGAUGCCCGGUGACCACGGAGAGGUCUACCUGACGUUACUAGAAGGUAUGGUGAUGCUCAAAGGACAGAGGUUCACGAUAAGAGAGAAUAAUGUCACAGUUGCUACCGGUAUUAUAACUGACGCCUUACCAUCAGUAAAUGUUCCCAACGGCAAACUCGGGAAGUUGGAACUGAAGUUAUAGUUGUAGCAUGUCGACGGUCAGUCGGUCGACGCGCGUCGGGCACGGCGGCAGGCGCGGC
Molecule: messenger RNA, 1516 nt
Organism: Aricia agestis (brown argus)
Lineage: Eukaryota; Metazoa; Arthropoda; Insecta; Lepidoptera; Lycaenidae
Product: elongation factor Tu-like
Exons: 7
Coding region: 82-1458 (458 amino acids)
Biological process (GO): mitochondrial translational elongation
Cellular component (GO): mitochondrion
Molecular function (GO): GTP binding; translation elongation factor activity; GTPase activity
Source: RefSeq, a predicted model, not a curated record